CAAUAUAUUUAUAACUUUUAUCACUACCAAAUACCAGUAAGCCACGAAAGAGAGAGCGCGACAACUUCUAAUCCAAAUGGAAAGCGAAAUUUCAUGCCGAGAUAAUUUCGAAACGAGCGAGAUUCUGGCAACUUUUCUGGCCUCCACGCCAUUGUUGGAAGAGGCAUGGAAGUGUUGCAGUGUCGCGAACACAAGUUUCCCAGGAUCUUACCUCGUCCAACAGAUCGGAACCGUCGCCUACGUUGCGUUCUCCGGCAUACAAAUGGAUUCCGGUUGGGAACAGAGCUGCAGAAAUUUGCAGCCGUUGGACGCCGGAGACGGUGGUCUCUUUGCUCCUCUUUACCGGCAUAGCCAAGCGGAGGAGCCCAUCAAGGUGCAUCAGGGGACGUUAAAGCUCUUCUUCUCAUUCUAUUCAAGUUUGCAAAUCCAGAUUGCAGCUCUAGUAGGAAAAGUGAAGUCAAUAGUGCUCACAGGCCACUCCAUAGGCGGUUCAGCAGCCUCUCUUUCAGCUCUAUGGCUGCUCUGUCAUCUUCAGUCCACCAUUUCAUCUCCAAUUUCGGUGCUAUGCAUCACAUUCGGCUCUCCAUUGCUCGGCAACGAAGCCAUCCAUCGAUCGAUUCUCCGACAAAGAUGGGGCGGAAACUUUUUCCAUGUCAUUUCCAAGCACGAUAUCAUGCCGAGGCUACUACUCUUUACUGAAACAGUGAACCACAUUUCCAUAACACAAUCCUUGCUGCAUUUCUGGCACUGCUGCAUGGCUUCUCCACACGUUAUUGCUGAUGGCAUUUCUUCUGAACUACCCCAAGAUCUAAAAACCAAUGUUUUUCAAUGUGUUUUAAAGGACUUGGAAGUGUUGGAACAUGCUGAAGAUCUGUCGGCAAAGAGUCUGUUUUGGCCUAUUGGGAGCUAUGUUUUUUGCAGCCGAGAGGGUGCCGUUUGUGUUGAAAAUGCGACUUCUGUUAUUCGGAUGAUGUAUCUGAUGAUGACAAUGAGUUCAUUCAGUUGUUGCAUCGAGGAUCAUCUCAAGUAUGGAGACUAUGUAGGGAAUGUUUCUAAACAGAUUUUGAAGGCCAAAAGCGUUUAUGAAAAUGGUGAUGGCCUACCUGAUUCUAAUUUUGAAGCCGGUGUGGCAUUGGCAUUGCAAUCAUCUGACUUGACCCAUAAGGAACCAGUUCAAGUUCAAGAACUUUGCUUUUCCAUGCAAUCCAGCUCGAACCCGAGGGAAAAUGUAGCAAUAAUGGCCACGGAAUGCCUGAAAAUGGGUCAAAACGAUCACAGGCCAAAUCUGACCGCCGCUAACCUAGCAAUAAGGUUGUCCAAGAUCGUUCCUUUCAGAGCAGAAAUCGAGUGGUACAAAGCUUGUUGUGAUGAGGCAGAUGAUCAAAUGGGUUACUAUGAUUCCUUCAAGCACAAGGCAGGUUCAAGAAGAGAAGCCAGAGUCAACAUGAACCGCCAUAAGCUUGCUUCCUUCUGGGAUAGUGUAAUCUCCCUGUUGGAAAACAACAAGCUUCCUCAUGAUUUCGACAAGAAGGGGAAAUGGGUAAACUCUUCUCGAUUCUAUAUGCUUCUAGUCGAACCACUGGACAUCGCGGACUAUUACAGGACCGGGAUGCACCAUGAACACGGGCACUACAUCAAGAACAGAAGGCAAUGGAGGUAUAAAAUAUUUGAUAAAUGGUGGAAGAUUAGAAGCCUUCAAAUUGAAGAAAACAAGAGGAGUAAGUUUGCUAGCGUGACACAAGAUUCAUUGUUUUGGGCAAAGGUAGAAGAAGCCUGGGAGUGGCUGGAAAAUGUAAGAAGCGAGGGUGAUGGAACGAAGAUAAAACAGUUAUGGGACAAGAUCGAUAGAUUCGAGAAAUACGCAAUGAAGUUAAUCCAGAAUAAAGAGGUGUCUAAAGACGUGAUGUUAAAGAAUUCAAGCUUUAGUCGAUGGUGGGAACAAUGGAAAGAAUUGAAGCCACAGAUCCAGUUGAGUUGAAUCAACUUGAUUGUUAUGUUAUGUAUGUCUAAAGAACAAAGUGAAGGUUAACAACAAACAUUACCAUCUUGAAGGAAUGAUUUAUUUACAAUCA
Molecule: messenger RNA, 2072 nt
Organism: Hibiscus syriacus
Lineage: Eukaryota; Viridiplantae; Streptophyta; Magnoliopsida; Malvales; Malvaceae
Product: lipase-like PAD4
Exons: 3
Coding region: 77-1978 (633 amino acids)
Biological process (GO): lipid metabolic process
Source: RefSeq, a predicted model, not a curated record